CAAUCUGGAGCGCGCUAGGUAUUGAGCGGGGUAUUUCCACGCCCGUUGGGCUACCGCCACGAUCUGCCGUGCCACCUUUCCCGCCGUUUCUGUGGUUUCCCUCGCCUUGUUGUGACCCACCUGCCUUUCUGGCUACCCCGCCUCCGCCGCAGCCACUUCUGCCCGACCGAGACCCUCCGGCCAUAAGAAGAAGCAGCCUUACUCGGUGGUCUCCUUUGGGGGCCGGGGGCGUAACCAUGGCAGACGGCGGCGGCGGGGGAACGGGCGCGGUGGGCGGUGGCGGAGCAGGACAGGCCUCCGCGGGUGCGGCGACCGGCGCGACGGGGGCCGGCGGGAGCGGCGGCCCCAUCAACCCCGCCUCGCUGCCCCCCGGCGACCCGCAGCUCAUUGCCCUCAUCGUGGAGCAGCUCAAGAGUCGGGGCCUGUUUGACAGCUUCCGCCGGGACUGCCUCGCCGACGUGGAUACCAAGCCAGCUUACCAAAACCUGAGGCAGAAGGUGGAUAAUUUUGUGUCAACACAUCUGGACAAACAGGAAUGGAAUCCUAUGAUGAACAAAAACCAAUUGCGAAAUGGGCUGAGGCAGAGUGUGGUUCAGUCAGGGAUGUUGGAAGCUGGAGUCGACAGAAUUAUUUCUCAGGUGGUGGAUCCAAAACUAAACCACAUCUUUAGGCCACAGAUUGAACGAGCGAUUCAUGAGUUCCUGGCCGCCCAGAAGAAAGAAGCUGUGCCGGCCCCCCCUCCAGAGCCUGAAAGCCAGGACCCUCCUGCUCCUGCCCAGGAUGCGUCCUAAGAAUCUCCCGGACAGCUGUUGAAAGCUCCAUUUAAUUAAUGGUGAAGAAUGGAUUCAAUUCCAUAAGAGUACCACUGCAGAGGAAGGUAGCCAAAGUCUGCACUGACUUCAAGAUUUCAGCCUUGACUGUGGGGCAGUGGCCGGAUUGACCAGGGAGCAGGUUUGGCAGCAGGAGAGCGGACCACGUGAACCCCCUGCAUUGUGCUGCCAUCUGGCCAGCCUAUUACAGGAGAUGACACCCAGUAGACACUACAGAGAGGUUAAAAAAAAAACACUACAGCAAUCUGAGGUUUUCUGGAAACAAACCUUUAUACCUGAACUUGGAGACUGCAUAUGGAUUUUAGGAUCUGUGCUCUGUGAUAAACAAUUAUGUCAAGGAACAUAAGCAGUCUGGACUGAAAGAUGCAAUUUCAAAGAAUGACCAUAAAGCUUAGCUGGGAGUAUGUAUUUGACAGAGUUUAUUUGAUAUUGCCUCUCAAAGUUGCAAAUUAGAAUGUACAAACCAUUAGCCUCAAAUAGCUUUAAAAUUGUUGUGACCUUGUACAUGAAUCUUUUGGCCAGUUUCCUUUCCCCUGUAAGAGGUGAGAAAACAUGGGACCCUAGAAUGAGUGAGGAAACUCAGACUAAGUAUGAAGAAAAACAUUUGCAGGCUCUUUGUCCAGGGCUGCUGCUUUUCCUACAAGGGCUAAUGGGUGUUGGGUGUGUUUAUUUUAUUCUUAUUUUUGUGUGUGUGUGUGUUUUUGUUUUGUUUUGUUUUUUAGAAAAGUUAAUUAUCAAUAAAUGGCUUAAUUUUUUUUAAUAAAA
Molecule: messenger RNA, 1595 nt
Organism: Choloepus didactylus (southern two-toed sloth)
Lineage: Eukaryota; Metazoa; Chordata; Mammalia; Pilosa; Megalonychidae
Gene: BOD1
Product: biorientation of chromosomes in cell division 1
Exons: 4
Coding region: 237-791 (184 amino acids)
Source: RefSeq, a predicted model, not a curated record